AGCUGCGUGUGUCAAAAAAACUUGCAAGUUCAUUUGGGUGUGUAGCUAUUGCUCAAACGGAUACUACGAAUAAAAGUGGUGGUGCGUUGCAUUAUGGGAAUUGCUGUUCAAGCCCGAUGAGCCAACGUUGCAGGUUCCAGAGAGCAAGUGCAUGCUUUAGAACUACAAGUACCACGUAGCACAGUUCGGCGUCCGCUAACACUUCGAUUUGUUUUGGUUCAUGUAGACUGCGCUUUGUCACGGGGGAGCCGAGAUUCACCGCUGCACUCUAACCUGGUUGUUACACGUCUGUGACCUGCUACCGAGCUCUGGGGGGAAAAAAACUCCUCCGGGGUUUGCAUUUCGCCGCCCCCCUCUUUCAGCACCGCCGCCUACCUCGUAGCUCUCUUAUCGGACCCCCAGAAGCUGGCCUGCUAGUUAGCAAACAAGCUAACGAUUGCCAGAUUUCACCCAUGUCCUCUGAAGAAGGGUUCAGCUCAGCGAUAACAGAUUGGCUUUUUAUCAAUUCCUGGUGGCUCCUUCUUCCGUUCAUCAUGCUGCUUGUUGUCGCUGCCUUCAUCGUUGCUUUUGUGUUGCUGUUAUAUAUGAUAUCGCCCCUCAUUAGUCCCAAGCCUCUGAAAUUGAACGGGGCCCACGUCGUGGUGACAGGAGGCUCCAGUGGGAUUGGGAAAUGCAUUGCUAUUGAGUGCUACAAGCAAGGAGCGUUCAUCACUUUGGUGGCGCGAGACGAGGAGAAGUUGCUUCAGGCAAAGAAGGAAGUGGAGAAAUUUGCCAUCAAUGACAAGCAGGUGGUGCUCUGCAUCUCAGUUGAUGUUUCCAGUGAUUACAGUCAAGUGGAAAACGUGAUAAAACAGGCUCAAGAAAAGCUAGGUCCCGUUGAUAUGCUUGUGAACUGCGCUGGAACUUCAGUUUCUGGAAAGUUUGAGGAAGUGGAGGUAGAUCGUUUUAAAAAAUUGAUGGAAGUGAACUACCUGGGCAGCGUUUACCCAACACGAGCUGUCAUAACCACCAUGAAGGAGCGAAGAAUGGGCCGCAUCAUGUUCGUUUCCUCCCAGGCGGGCCAGAUUGGUCUGUUUGGUUACACUGCCUACUCCCCAUCUAAGUUUGCCCUGCGAGGCCUUGCAGAGUCGCUGCAGAUGGAGAUAAAGCCCUACAAUAUCUACGUGACUGUGGCAUACCCCCCUGACACUGACACUCCAGGACUGGCUGAGGAGAACAAGACAAAGCCUCUGGAGACCAAGUUAAUCUCUGAAACCUCUGGAGUUUGUCAACCAGACCAAGUGGCCAAAAUCAUUGUCCGGGACGCAGUGCAGGGGAACUUCAACAGCUCUGUUGGUCCAGAUGGUUACAUGCUAUCAGCGCUCACCUGUGGAAUGUCACCCGUCACCUCCAUCACAGAGGGUCUCCAGCAGAUCGUCACCAUGGGAUUGUUUCGGACCAUCGCACUUUUUUACCUGGGGAGCUUUGACAGCAUCGUGCGCCGCUGCAUGAUUCAAAGGGAGCAGUCAAAAGCGGCCAAUAAGAGGGAGUAACAGCAGCCUUACCUUCACCUCACCCCGAUGCCCCCAACCCUCUACCCACUGCCCACCCAGCCAGUCCCUUCCUCCAGCUGUACAAGUGCACAACCGUAGGUGGGGGUGGGGUUAAAAAACAAAAGGCCAUGUCAGCAUUUCUGAUGUCAACUUUAGCAGAUGGAAUGGAAGAAAGUGGCAGAUGUUUACGUGUCUACUCCACAGACUUGAUAGCCAUUUAGAUGUAUUUUUUCCCCUGGUGACUUCAGUUUAAUGUGUCCACCUGCUUCUUUUGGAAGCAGCCUUACUUUAGAGGAAAGAGGGGUGACUAAAAAUCCCACAUCCUGAUUUCCAGUAUCUAGGCUUCCCUUCUUCAGUUUUUUUUUUUUUUU
This is a messenger RNA of Haplochromis burtoni (Burton's mouthbrooder), 1903 nucleotides long. RefSeq names its product 3-ketodihydrosphingosine reductase (gene kdsr). Gene Ontology annotation, biological process: sphingolipid biosynthetic process. The coding region runs from base 453 to 1532 and encodes 359 amino acids. The transcript is spliced from 10 exons. Gene Ontology annotation, molecular function: 3-dehydrosphinganine reductase activity. The record is from RefSeq and is a predicted model, not a curated record. Lineage: Eukaryota; Metazoa; Chordata; Actinopteri; Cichliformes; Cichlidae. Gene Ontology annotation, cellular component: endoplasmic reticulum membrane.